Molecule: messenger RNA, 669 nt
Organism: Plectropomus leopardus (leopard coralgrouper)
Lineage: Eukaryota; Metazoa; Chordata; Actinopteri; Perciformes; Serranidae
Source: RefSeq, a predicted model, not a curated record
GGCUACAAACACAGUAAAGAGUACAUCGCCACUCAGGGGCCGCUGCCUGAAACUCGCAAUGAUUUCUGGAAGAUGGUUCUGCAGCAGAAGUCUCCGAUUAUCGUCAUGCUCACGCAGUGUAACGAACGACGGAGGGUGAAAUGUGAUCACUACUGGCCGUUCACAGAUGAACCGGUGAUGUACGGAGAGAUCAGUGUGGAGAUGCUCUCUGAAACCGAGUCUCCGGAGUGGACCAUCAGGAAGUUCAGACUGGGAUACGCUGAUGAGAGUCAGGACGUGCUGCACCUGAACUACACCUCAUGGCCCGAUCACGGCGUCCCCACGGUCAACGCCAUCGAAAGCAUCCUGCAGUUCGUCCACAUCGUCCGUCAGCAGGCAAACAGGACCAAAGACCCCAUCAUCGUCCACUGCAGUGCCGGAGUCGGCCGGACGGGGACGUUCAUCGCUCUGGACCGUCUCAUGCAGCACAUCAGGGAACACGAGUUUGCAGAUAUCCUGGGGAUGGUGUCCGAGAUGCGUUCACAUCGUCUGUCUAUGGUCCAGACCGAGGAGCAGUACGUGUUCAUCCAUCAAUGUGUCUUGUUGAUGUGGCAGAAGAAGAAGCAGCAGUCCAUCACCUCUGACGUCAUCUACGAGAACGCCAGCAAGACAUAAUGGUGGAGGCUCCUC